Parnassius mnemosyne (clouded apollo) is the source of this 420-nucleotide messenger RNA. NCBI's taxonomy places the organism in Eukaryota, Metazoa, Arthropoda, Insecta, Lepidoptera, Papilionidae. The record is from the annotation of a GenBank genome assembly.
AUGGUUGUCCCUAAGGCUAAAGUGCCGGAUAUUCUACAGCUGUACCAUAGUGGUUGUUCAGGAGGCCACCUGGGAGUUAAACGAUAUCUCCUGAAGAUCCGAGAACGGUUUUACUGGGUCCACUGUCGUGACGAUGUCGAGGACUGGUGCCGCAAAUGUACAAGUUGUGCGGCUGUAAAGGGACCUCAAAUUCGUAGUAGAGGCGCAUUGAAAUUGUACAAUGUUGGUGCACCAUGGGAGAGGAUAGCCAUUGACGUUGCGGGGCCGUUUCCAGAAACUGAAAGUGGUAACAAGUAUUUCAUGGUUGUGAUGGAUUACUUCACUAAGUGGCCAGAAGUCUUCGCCAUUCCAAAUCAAAAAGCUUCAACCGUUGCAGAUAAACUAGUUCUGAAGUCUUCUGUCGUUUUGGAGUACCUUUAG